AUGACAAUUGAAGAAUUGCAGGUGGUGAAAUCUGACAAUGACGCCCUCGAAGUAGAAGACGACGGCGGUUCAAACUCCCCCAUAGAUACAGAGAUUCAAACCAAAUACCGAAUUUGGAAAAAGAAUACGCCGUAUUUAUACAACUACAUAUCUACGAACUCUCUCCUAUGGCCCAGUUUAUCUGUACUGUUCUUCCCGGAUGCCGAAACAAAAGUACCCGACUCCGAACCUUGGGAAACCCUCAAUCAAAGAUUAUUAGUAGGGACUUUCACUUUAGGCCAAGGUAAAGACUCCCUUUCAGUGUACAAGCAUUCAUACUAUCCCAAUUUAAAAUCAAACUUGAACAUGAACUCUUUAAGCUAUAACUCAGAAAAGGAAGAGUUUGAAGUAGAUCGUGUUUCUAAGAAGAAACUUCAGUUAGUUCAAUCAAUAAGUCAUCUUGGUGAUGUCAAUAAGACUAGAUAUAUGCCUCAGAACCCCGAUGUGAUUGCUAGUGCUAACAACUUAGGAGAUUUGGUUAUUUAUGACCGGACCAAACACUCAAGUUUCCAAUCCUCUUUAUCCAAAGAUUCAAUCACAGCUCCGGAGUUAAGGUUAGUGAGUUCUUCUACAGCUGAAAAAUCAGUAGAUAUGUUUGCACUUGAUUGGAAUCACCAAAAGGAAGGGUCUAUAGUUUCUGCAACCACUGACGGGCAUGUUUCAAUAUACGACAUCCAACAUGAUAUUACGAGCGAAGACACAUCGGAAAUACGAGAAUGGUUGCAUAUUGAUAAUUCUGAAGUCGGAGUUAACGAUAUACAAUGGUUACCACAUCAUGAUUCACUUUUCAUAUACGGAGACGAGCAGGGAUACAUUAAAUUAGCAGAUACGAGAUCCUCAGAACAUAUAGUUAAACGUCACCAAAUGAGUUCGAAACAGGCAAUUAAUUCCGUCUCUAUAUGUUGCCUGAAUUCUUUAUUCAUCGGUACUGGAGACGCUCAAGGAGCCAUUCAUACAUGGGACCUCCGAACACUACAUGAUACUAACACUGUUCCAUUGCAUACUAUUAAUGCACAUUCCCAAUCGGUAACUCAAUUGAAAUGGCAUCCCAAGUUCCACAACUGUUUAGGGUCCAGUUCUUCCGAUGGUACAGUUAAAUUAUUUGCAUUAAAUAAUCACCAUCAAAUGAAUCAAGGUCUACAAUUCAUUCAUGCUGGUCAUAUGUUAGGAGUGAACGACUUUGAUUGGUCUCUACAUGAUGAUUGGAUGAUAGCAAGUGUUUCUGAUGAUAACUCAUUGCAUGUUUGGAAACCAGCCGUUAAAGACAAGGUAUUCACAUAA
Lizanozyma spartinae is the source of this 1320-nucleotide messenger RNA. RefSeq lists its product as uncharacterized. Bases 1 to 1320 code for a protein of 439 amino acids. NCBI's taxonomy places the organism in Eukaryota, Fungi, Ascomycota, Pichiomycetes, Serinales, Debaryomycetaceae. The transcript has a single exon. Gene Ontology annotation, molecular function: histone binding. Gene Ontology annotation, biological process: regulation of gene expression. The record is from RefSeq and is a predicted model, not a curated record. Gene Ontology annotation, cellular component: cytoplasm; Rpd3L complex; Rpd3L-Expanded complex.